Messenger RNA from Tribolium madens (black flour beetle), 2256 nucleotides. RefSeq names its product transcription factor 25 (gene Nulp1). Gene Ontology annotation, cellular component: RQC complex. NCBI's taxonomy places the organism in Eukaryota, Metazoa, Arthropoda, Insecta, Coleoptera, Tenebrionidae. Bases 180 to 2138 code for a protein of 652 amino acids. The transcript is spliced from 8 exons. The record is from RefSeq and is a predicted model, not a curated record.
UUUACCUCAAAAAAGAGAAGUGUCAAAAAAGAUUUGUAGGUUAGGUACAAGUCGUGUGUCAAAUCUAUCAAAACAAAAUUCUCUAGAUAUCCAUUGAUUUCCUCUGAAAAGGAAUAUCAAAAUAAAUUGUAGAAAAAGGAAUAAAACAGACAAGUCACCACAAAGUUUCUGUUGUUGUAAUGUCUUCUCGUGUAUUGAGAAAAUUACAAGGAGAUAAAGAUAUUGUGGAUGAAAUAUCUGAUACAGAAACCGACAUUCCUGUUAGUGGGGGUGCUCGAAGAAAACAGCUUAAUAUUAAUCGCUACGAUCUGCUGAACCAGCAGUCCCACUCAGAAAGCGAAGUCAAGGAAGACGACAAUGAAACAGAAGCUGCCAAAUCAUGUGAAGGAGACCCAAAUCAUGAGGCCGUCAAACGAAAGAAAAAGAAAAAGAAGAAAAAGUCGGGAAAACAUGUGAAUCCGCAACGAAGUAGCGAAGACAAUGCUGAUAUUGAUGAAGUUGAGAGGUCAGUUCGUGAAGUAAACAGACUGUUGGGUGAGAGUCACUUACCUAAACCUACAGGGGCUCCUCAAGUGAACACCAAACAUGAUAAAAAUGUCCACAAUAAGAACAUAUUGUCUGUGCAGCAUAAACAUUUAAAUCCAAACAAUGAAUUAAAAAAAAUAUUUGGCUCAAAAAUUAUCCAAGCUGAACACAAAAGAAAAAACAGGGGGAGGGGCCAUACAAAGGCGACGUGGUUAGUAAGUGGUAAAGAUACAUGGCCCCAAGUGGGUAAAUCAGGUCUUUCCAUGAAUCUGCUUGAAAAUAAACAGGGAAUACAAUAUUUUACUUAUGAACACAGCCAGAGUUACCGCCAGAUACAGAAUAGGUUUCUUGAGUCAGUUGAAAGUUUGAAUCCUGAUAAUAUUUUUGCAAUUAUUAAUGAGCAUCCUUGUCACAUUGAUGCUUUGAUACAGUUGUCAGAUUUGUGUAAAUUUAGCGAAGAUUUGGCGUUGGCAGCUGAAUAUAUUGAAAGGACGCUCUAUUGCUUGGAGUGCGCUUUUCAUCCACUUUUCAACGUAGCACAAGGAAAUUGCCGACUGGACUACAGGAGGCAGGAAAACAGGGCUUUAUACAUAACAAUCUUUAAGCACCUGACUUUCGUUGGAGGCCGUGCUUGCUGUCGAACAGCCCUCGAAUUCUGCAAACUCCUCCUUUCGUUGGACCCCGAGGGUGACCCCCUUGCCAUUAAACUAGCAAUCGACUUUUAUGCCUUACGUGCCCGAGAGUACAAUUGGCUGAUUGACUUUGCUGACGAAUGGGAGACCGCAAAGAAUUUAUCGCAACUUCCGAACUUUGCGUUUUCAACGGCAGUGGCUCAUUUCCACACAUCGAACGGAGAGACGACAAAAGCCGACAGUUUGCUUCAGAACGCGUUGUUGAUGUUUCCCGGCGUACUCAUGCCUUUACUUGAAAAAUGCUCAGUGCAAAUAGACAACAGGGUAAUGACACACAAAUUUUUCUCAGUUAACGAAAACAAACAAUCGUCUGCUUUGACACAGCUGAUUCAAUUGUAUGUGAGUAGGUGUUACCAUGUGUGGAAAGACAGCGAUUUGAUGCACUGGCUUGAACGAAAUGUUCACUCUGUAUUGGAUAGAGUGGAUAAGAAUGACCCUAUCGUAAAGGAUUAUGAGACUAAACGAGCCAAAAGGUACCAAGGCCCUCUUCCACGGAGUAUAGCGCGACAUAUUCUGCUCUCAGACAUCAAGGAUUUAACACCCAUUACAGAUGAUUUCAGCGGACCUGUAUUAGGAUUCGACCCUUUGCCUCCUAAAGACUCAAUCAAUAUUUACACAAAACCAAAACGGCCGACAGUCUCAAAUAAUAGUUCCAUUCCUUUAGGUGUUUUCUUCAGGUCUAUUUUACCCAAUUUCAAUCCCAAUCAAAUUCCACCAAAUCUCUUGGACCCACCUAGAGAGGAAGAUGGCGCUGCAGCUCUUCCAGUUUAUGAAAACGCCAAUAAUGAAGGUGGAGAUUUGAGACAAAGUGUUGCAUCGUUGGUUGGGGCCAUGAGAGACUUGUUGAACAAUAUUAGACCGCCAGAAAUGGAAGUUCCAAACGACGCCGAUGUUGACGAAGAUUACGACGACCUCACCUAAUUAGUAUCAUUAUCUAGUGAUGAGUACACUAAACAUUUUAUUUCUUUAUUGUUGCUAUAUUCUAAAAAUGUUUAUUAUAACAAUUAUGAUAUAACCAAAUAAAAUUGAUAAUCUGUCA